Galeopterus variegatus (Sunda flying lemur) is the source of this 1876-nucleotide messenger RNA. RefSeq names its product armadillo repeat containing 6 (gene ARMC6). The transcript is spliced from 8 exons. The coding region runs from base 72 to 1478 and encodes 468 amino acids. NCBI's taxonomy places the organism in Eukaryota, Metazoa, Chordata, Mammalia, Dermoptera, Cynocephalidae. Gene Ontology annotation, molecular function: protein binding. Gene Ontology annotation, biological process: hematopoietic progenitor cell differentiation. The record is from RefSeq and is a predicted model, not a curated record.
GAUACAUUCAGAGCAAAUAAUCCAGCUUCUAUUCCUGUCCUGUUCUCUACCAGGUUCAUCUGUCGGUGAAGAUGGCCUCCAGGGGCAUCUCCCAGGAGACCUUCGACAUGGUAGUGCGUGAGAACAUCGAGGAGUUUGAAAUGGGGCCGGAAGAUGCAGUGAAAGAGGCCAUAGAGCAGUUUGAAUCACAAGGGGUCGAUCUGAGCAACAUUGUAAAGAUGGCACCUAAAGUCUCUGCAGAUGGACACCAGGAGCCCACACACCAAGUGCUGCAGAUCCUGGAGUACCUGCAGGAGUCCGUAGCCUGCUGUCAUCUUCAGGAGGUGUCGGCACACCUUGCCCACUUCUGCGACCAGUGCAAACAGGACAAGGCCUGCCACUUCCUGGCAGCCCAGAAGGGGGCUUACCCCAUCAUCCUUGCCGCCUGGAAGCUGGCUGCUGUGGGCCACCAGGGCCUUCUGCUCCAGGCCCUCAAUGCCCUGUCAUUGCUGGUCAAUGGCCAGCCAGACCUCCUGGACACCCAGGGCCUGCAGCUACUGGUGGCCACACUGGUCCAGAACGCUGAUGUUGCUGACGUGACCUGCUCUGGGAUACGCUGCGUGCGCCACACCUGCCUGAAGCAUGAGCGGAAUCGGCAGGGCCUGGUGAAGGCUGGUGUGCUCCCCCUGCUGACCGGUGCCAUCACCCGGCACAGCCACAGUGCUGAUGUGGUCAGGGAGGCCUGCUGGGCCCUGCGUGUCAUGACCUUUGACGACGACAUCCGUGUGCCCUUUGGCCAUGCCCAUGACCACGCCAAGAUGAUCGUGCAGGAGAACAGAGGGUUGAAGGUGCUCAUUGAGGCCGCCAAAGCAUUCCCCAACAACCCUGGUGUUCUGAGCGAACUCUGCAGCACCUUGUCCCGCCUGGCCAUCCGCAAUGAGUUCUGCCAGGAGGUCGUCGACCUUGGGGGCCUCGGUGUCCUGGUGGCCCUGCUGGCCAACUGCAACGACCACCAGGACCUCGUGAAGCACGUGCUCAGUGCCCUGCGGGCCAUUGCAGGCAACGAUGACGUGAAGGAUGCCAUCAUCCGCGCCGGUGGGACAGAGCCCAUCGUGGCCGCCAUGACACGGCACCUGACCAGCCCCCAGGUGUGCGAGCAGAGCUGCGCAGCCCUGUGUGUCCUGGCCCUGCGCAAGCCAGAGAACAGCCGGGCCAUCGUGGAGAGCGGCGGGGCCCUGGCAGCCUUGCAGGCCAUGAAGGCACACCCACAGGAGGCCGGCGUGCAGAAACAGGCCUGCAUGCUAAUCCGCAACCUGGUGGCCCGCAGCCAGGCCUUUUCACAGCCCAUCCUGGACCUGGGAGCUGAGGGGCUCAUCACGCAGGCCCGCGCAGCCCACCGCGACUGUGAGGACGUGGCCAAGGCCGCCCUGCGGGACCUGGGCUGCCAUGUUGAGCUCCGCGAGCUGUGGACGGGCCAGAAGGGUGACCUGGCACCGUGACCCGAGGCUCAAUUUGGGCUGUGACUCUGGGUGAGUCUUGUGACUCGAGAAUGGGGGAGAUCCAUGUCCUGGCACUCUACCUUCUGCAGCCUGUCCCCGCAUAGUGAGAGGUCUUUGACAGGCAUCAGGUAAAGGCUGCAGGGAGGGGAAUAUUACUGGGGGUGUCUACACAGCAGAAAGUAGCCAUCCCUCUCCAGCUGGCAGCAUGGACAUCACUGUCCUUCCUCAUCCCCACUGUGCCCUUUCAUACCAUAAGGGGUGGAGGGCACACCCCACUGCCCACUGUCCUGUCUGAAAUUUGGCAGCCCCUGGCCAAGGGCUGGGGACUAAGGCUUGUCUGUCUCACGGGGGUCCCAGGCCCACCGUGGUGCCUGGUAAUAAAAGACACUGGACAAACA